CGGACUGGGAGCCCAAACUUCCUGCUGGAGCUCAGGCGGCCUCUUUUGGGGUGGGGGCUGGGGGCCAGGCAGAAAAGUGUCUGCCGAAGACUCACAGGGCACCGGGGAGACUAAAUGACUGCUGUCCCUUGUGGACAUGGGGAAGAAGUUGGUGAUGGCCCAGAAGCGGGGAGAGACCCGAGCCCUUUGCCUGGGUGUGGCCAUGGUGGUGUGCGCCGUCAUCACCUACUACAUCCUCGGCACGACCAUGCUGCCACUCUACCAGAAAAGCGUGUGGACCCAGGAAUCCAUGUGUCACCUGAUUGAGACCAACAUCAGGGACCAGGAGCAACUGGAGGGCAAGAGAGUGCCCCAGUACCCGUGCCUGUGGGUCAACGUGUCAUCCGUGGGCCGGUGGGCCGUGCUGUACCACACGGAGGACACUCGGGACCGGAACCAGAAGUGCUCCUACAUCCCAGGCAGCCUGGACAACUACCAGAUGGCCCGGGCCGAUGUGGAGAAGGUUAGAGCCAAACUCCACGAGCGCCAGGUUUUCGACUGCUUCUCCACGACUCGGGAGAAUGAGACGAGCGUCCUGUAUCAGCGCCUCUACGGUCCCCAGACCCUCCUCUUCUCCCUCUUCUGGCCCACCUUCCUGCUGACCGGUGGCCUCCUCAUUAUCGUCAUGGUGAAGAUCAACCAGUCCCUCUCCAUCCUGGCAGCCCAGAAGUAGCCCCAUCCACACCAUAUCACUGCUCAGACCACCAGGGACUGGAUGGGUCCCCGGGCUGCUCCUCACUUGUGUCCCCAUGCUUCCUCCCCCUGCCUUCCCACUCUCCCCCCUCCAAUACAUUCUGUCUUCUGCUGCAUGGAUGGUCUUUGGGAAAUCCCUUUGUUAAGUCAUUUCCUGCUCAAGAAUGUACAAGGGCUUCCCCGGGCCCAGGAGAAUGCAAGGCCAACCAGUGAUAGCUCUCCUUUCCCUGUCCCCACUCAACUGACUCAAACUUCUUUCCUGCUGUGCCACUGUCCACUGCACCGAUGACAGUGAUUCUGACUUCUGUGCCCGUGUCCUGGCAGUUGGAUCAAAGACCUGCUGGUCCCACCCAGGAAGCCAUCCCUGGGAAACCUCUGUUCCUUCUUUGAAUUCCACUCUGAAAACAACAGCAGCCCUCAUGGGCAGAGCACACUUAGAACAUCAUUUGUUUUCAGGGUUCUCAGAGCUAUAUACAUUUUUAUACCAAUAUUAACAGAUACAGGUACAAACUUCUGGUCUUAAAGCCAUGGGGAUAUAACGUACAGCGUGAUGACCAUAGUUAAUAAUACUUUAUUGCGUAUUUGAAAGUUGCUAAAAGAGUAGAUCUUAAAAGCUCUCAUCACAGGAAAAAAAAAUGUGACUGUGGGGAGAUGGAUAUUAACUAGGCUUAUUGUGGCGAUGAUUUUGCAAUACAUACUACAGAUAUCGAAUCAUUAUGUUACACACUUGAAAACUAAUAUAAUCUUAUAUAUCAAUUAUACCUCAACUUAAAAAAACCAAAUAUAUAAAAAAUAACAAGAGACUAUAAGGAAAUAAUACCAAAAUACAUCAAAGUAGUAACAGUGGGAUGGUGGUUAACUGUAACUUUCUUCCCUCUUUUUAUUUUUGGUACUUUUCUAAAUUUUCAACACUAGGAAGGUUUGGUUUCAUUGUGUUUGUUUUUAAUCAGAAAAGUAACAGUAGAUGUUACUUUCGAAGGAAGUUUGAAAGGGUGAGCUCCCCAUCACCAAGCAGAUGCAAGUGGCCUAGGGAAGGGGUUCAGCUCCAAUCAGAGACAGGUUUCUGAGAACACACAAGUUUAAGAACCCUGUAUGGAGGGAAGGUAACCGCAGAGAUGGGGAUUUAUGAUUUACAAUGCAGAUAAAUACAAGGCACUGGCCCUGCAGGGGAAGUCCGUCUCAGUCUUGGAAAGGGGAUAAUUGGGAGACGCUGUCAUCUCUACCAUUACCACUCCAAAAACUUGGCCUAGAGCAGUCAUUCUCAAAGUGUGGUCCCCGGACCAGCAAUAUCAGCAUUCCCUGGAGGCUUGUGAGGAAUGCACAUUCUCAGGCCCUCAGCCCAGCCCUACUGAACCAGAAACCCCAAGGCGGUGUGGUGGGGAGUGGUUGCAUGGGGUCCCGAGGAGAUGGACAGCACUUUGUGUUUUAACAAUGGCUGCAGGGGACCUGUGCUGGAGCAUGAGAACCACUGGUGUACAGAACCAGGGGUCUGUCACUGGGCUUUUUGGAAUGAAUCAAUGACUUUUUGUCAGCUCCAGUCCUGAGCUGGACAUGAAGUUAGGCUGGUGUCCCUGAAGCUCCUCCCGGAGCUGUGAUUCCAGGUGCAGCCCCUGGGGGUGAAUCCUAUCUCCACUUCCGCCAGAUUGCAUCCCCCUGAUUCUCACUUGUUUCAUCUAUAAAAGAGAGACUCCCCCUUUUGGGUAGUUGGGAGGGCUCAUGAAGGUUUGACACAUAGUAGGUGGUCAAAAUGGAAGCUGUUGUUAUAACAGCAACAAGUAAUGAAUACUCAGAAACUUCCAGAAGAAAUUAUACCAACAAUAAUGUUAACUAGCAUUUAUUGGUGCUUAUUUAUUCCAUGCCAGGCAGAGUGCUAAGCAGUUUGUCUUGUAAAACUUCACUGAGGCACUUCUGAACCCAGCUCACAGAUAAGGAGAAGCAAAAUAAGACAGUGGUUUAUGUAUGUGGACUUGUGAUGCAUACUGCCUGGCUUCAAAUACCCAAACCUGUUAUUCUCUAGCUGGGUGACUUUGGGCAAAUAACCUCUCUGUGCCUCAGUUUCCUCACUUUCAAAAUAGGAACUAAUAAUAAUAUUUCCCUUUUGGGGGUUGUCGGUAGUAAAUGAGUUAUUGUAUAAUGUUCCUAGAAUAAUGACUGACACAUGGUAAGUGCUAUAUAAGACAUUAUGAGAAACUGAGGCUCUAAGAGAUCAUUGGCCAAGGUCAACCACAUAGUAAGUGAGGAACUGGGAAUCAAGCCUUGGGCUGGGUGAUUCCAGAGCCUGACCUGUCAACCACAGUACUUGAGCUGAUUCAGCUGAAGGUCUGAGGGACCCAUCCACCCAAAGACCCGGGGGCCAGGUAAGGAAGAGUUUUGCAUCCUGGGAACCCCAUGGUGUCCUCAUGUAAGUCAGAGAUCUGGGGGAGCACCUGGAAUCUGCACCAACUUCUGUCACUUGCAGCCAGGGAUCCCUGAUGCAGCUUCACAUCCUCCAGGUUCUUACUGAAGACAAUCCUUCCAAGGGGAGAUAGCACACUAUUCCCUGGAGUUUCUUCCCUCUGAGGUCAGGGACUUCUCAAGAGCCCUGUGAGUCUAGAAAUUCCCAGUUGUGAUACUGUCCUAUAGUUCUUUGGGGGAAAUUAGGUAAAGGGUACAUGGGACGUGUCUGUGUUAUUUCUUACAACUGCAUGGGAAUCUACAAGAAGAAAAAAGUCCCCAUCAUGAGUCUCAUUUAUAGGGCUUCCUUUGCAUAUGCUUUCCAUGCACCUGCAUUUGGGACUGAAAUACACAGAAACUCAGAUUAUCCAAACAGCCCCUGCAGGGGAAAAGGCCAUGACCUUCUAGCAAAAAGUACCUGGGGAUGCCCAGCCCCACUGCUCCAUGCAUUAUUAACAAUGAUCUUCAUUUGCUUGAGACAAUGCCGUCCUCCUGUCCAUGAAUUUGGCCCACUUCUAUCAAAUCCCAUACCUGCCUGUUGCUCACAGAACUUCAUGGCCAAGACGAGAGUGACAUAAUGGGCAUUUAAGCAUGAUGGAGUUAGACACAGAGGAAAAUGGUUUUGGAAUAAUGGCUGCCUGGGAGCAGAAAGCCCUCAUCAGUUCUUUAAAAAAUCACUCUGCUAAUGAAGUCUAGUGCUUCCACUGUUUUUGCUUUUUCUCUCCUGAGCCAGUGACUCACACCUGAAGAGGUGCACAUGGAUCGCUCCCUGCAAGCCCCCCAACUCAGAUCGCCUGGUGGAGGUCAGCAUAAAGGGGAGGAGGAGGGGAAGAGAGUGCCUGCCUUCAAGGAGCUGAUCGUCUUCUUGACGCUCCGUCUCCCUCCUCCCCUACCAUUAUCAAGGGCUUCCUUCUCUACAGCGAAGAACGUAAUUUAUGCAAAUUCAAAAUAAUGCAAUGGAAAAAUAUUAAUAAAAUCUCAAUUUUUGUGACUUCCUGAAAUGAUGCCAGCCUCCCCGACUGCCAUCAACAAUUCAUCUAAAAUUCCUCCUAAUUUCAAAACUCCUCAGGUGUGUGGAUUGUAGACUGCAUUCGCUCUAUUACUAAUUGGCAGUACAGGCUGGUGCAUAAGAAUAGCCAAUGUCUUUUGCAUUGGGGGGAAUUUGAAUUAUAUGAAAUAUUUGCAAAGGUACUGUUUGAACAAAGUAGAGCUGUCUUAUACCUCACCAGCCACUGCCCUUUCACACAUAGGGAAAUGAGUAAGACCAAAGGAAAAUCAGGAAGACAUGAAGAAAUUCACUACAGACUAGGGUAAUGGUUCUCAAAGCGGAGGACUGCAAGGUGAGAACUCUUUUUAUAAUACUAUUUAGAUACUAUUUGCUUUUUUUGCUCUCAUUCUCUCACCAAGAUACGUGGAAUUUUUCAGAGCUUAUGUGACAUGUGAUAUCACAAAAGACUGAAUGCAGACAUGAGAAUCCAGCAGUCUUCUACUGAGCCAGACAUUAAAGAGAUUUGCAAAAAAGGAAAACAGUGCUACUUUUCUCAAUAAUUUUUUUGAAAAUGUAAUUAUUUCUCAUAA
This is a messenger RNA of Mesoplodon densirostris (Blainville's beaked whale), 4743 nucleotides long. RefSeq names its product potassium calcium-activated channel subfamily M regulatory beta subunit 1 (gene KCNMB1). The coding region runs from base 137 to 712 and encodes 191 amino acids. Gene Ontology annotation, molecular function: calcium-activated potassium channel activity; potassium channel regulator activity. The record is from RefSeq and is a predicted model, not a curated record. The transcript is spliced from 4 exons. Gene Ontology annotation, cellular component: voltage-gated potassium channel complex; membrane. Gene Ontology annotation, biological process: detection of calcium ion; potassium ion transport. NCBI's taxonomy places the organism in Eukaryota, Metazoa, Chordata, Mammalia, Artiodactyla, Ziphiidae.